CCCCCCCCCCCCCCCGUGACGUCACUUCUGGAGGCUGGGCUGCUGCUCCAUCAAGAAACUUUCCUGGACUUCAGGAACUUCUCGGACGGACCGCAGCCGAACCAGGACGUGAAAAAGUUGUGAUUCGGAUCUACGAGGACGUGGACAUGACGUGGACUGUAUGGACGGUACUUUUGCUGUCUUUUAGUUGUUUCGUGUGUCCAUUUUGCGUGGCCGCUCAGACACACCAGCGCAGCGCUGUCAGGAAGCUCUACGUAGUACAGCCCGGGACGGGUCCGGUUCCCGGUCCCGGUCGCGGUCCGGCCUCGACAGGGAUGCUCGUCAGUUCGGUUUCGAGGCGUCAGGCCGCGUCGUACAACGUCGAACUCGGCCAGGCGGUUCGGACCCGCCGGAUGGAGAAGCAAGCCUCGUCAGCCCAGGAGUCCAUUGUUCGUCACGCCGAACAGAACCAGAACAAGCAGCUCCUCAAGCAGUUCGGGGUGAACGUGUGCGGAGGACAGUGCUGUCACGGGUGGAGCAAAGCACAAGGAUCCCAGCGAUGCACAAAGCCAAACUGCAUCCCUCAGUGCCAAAACAGAGGAAUGUGCCUUAGGCCUCAGCUCUGUGUCUGCAAGCCUGGCUCAAGCGGGAAGGCAUGUGAGCAGAAGACUGUGCCCCCACACACCCUCCCAGCCCAGCCUGGGAAAGGACCUACCGAUGAUCGCAGCAGCGGUCCCGUGAACGUACCACAGCGUCCCAUACCUCAGCAAGUCCCUCCUCAUGCUUAUGACCUGCCCCCCCCACAAGCUGACAACACUGCCCAAAUGAAAGUGACUGUCAAAGCUUCCCCACAGCUCGUACGGCCGCACUACAGCCAGCAGCAGAUGCUGUCCGUGCCCGUGCACCCUGGCCAGCAGUAUGUGAUAAAGCCCAAAUAUUACCAUGCGCACACCACCCACACGCAGACGCACAUCCAGCCUCAGCCUGCAAGACCAAUUCCUCUAACGGAACACAACCCAAUACAAGUGGGCAACCAUACAGGAAGGAUCAAGGUGGUGUUCACACCCACCAUCUGCAAAUUGACCUGUAUGGGAGGCAGGUGUCACAACAACUGCGAACAGGGAAAUACGACAACCAUCAUCAGUGAAAAUGGCCACUCCACCGAUACCCUGACAGCACCCAACUUCAGAGUAGUGGUGUGCCAUCUGCCUUGCAUCAAUGGCGGCAAGUGCAGUGCCAGGGACAAGUGUCAGUGCCCUCCAAACUUCACUGGAAAGUUCUGCCAGAUUCCAGUUCCAGGCGGACACCAACAGCACCAUCAGACUUCAGGCAGCUACAGUCAAACUCAGGUCCAUUCCACGCACACGUUGCCUCUGACCUACAGCAACAGUCCUGGAUUUAGCCCCAACAUCGUAAAAAUCCAUAUCAAGCAUCCUCCUGAGGCGUCUGUCGAGGUCCACCAGGUCUCUCGGCUAGACAACUACCAGAGUAAUGGACAAAAUCCCAAAGGUUCCCAGUCAGGUUCCUCUUCAUCCUCCAGCUACAGCUUUCACCACACUGAAAGCCAGCAGAAGAUCCAACAGCACGGUUACAACAUUGUCUAUCCAGGCCAGAACGGUGACCAGGUCCUUCAGUACCAGCCCGCUACCUCUCAGAGCAUGUUGGGCCGCUGCUUCCAGGAAACUGUUGGUAAUCAGUGUGGGAAGGCUCUCCCGGGUCUCACGAAACAGGAGCAGUGCUGUGGGACCAUUGGGACGUCAUGGGGUUUCCACAAAUGCCAGAAAUGUGCAAAGAAGCCAUCAGCUAUUCCUCUGAUUGACUGUCCUCAGGGUUACAAGAGAAUCAACAGCUCUCACUGCCAAGACUUUGAUGAAUGCCAGCUACAGGGUGUAUGUCCAAAUGGAAACUGUCUCAACACCGUGGGAAGCUAUAGAUGCGCGUGCAAACCUGGCUACCUACCUGACCCCACGCUCACCACAUGCAUAUCCAACAUAUCUGCCGUUCAAGAGGACAAGGGAGCUUGCUUCCGUUUGGUGAGCUCAGGGAGGCAAUGUUUGCACCCAGUGUCUGCCCAGUUGAGCAAACAGCUCUGCUGCUGCAGCGUGGGCAAAGCCUGGGGACCGCAUUGUGCCAAAUGUCCCCCUCCAGGAACAGCCAUGUUCAAAGAGACCUGUCCUGGUGGAAUGGGCUACACAGUUCUUCCAAAUCCACCUGCCAAUAAGCCAGUGACCGUGAACCAGAAGCCCAUCGAUACACUCACCCCACACCCCUCACCAACACUCGAAAAACCAGUGGUGGUUUUGGGGAAGCUGGAAGAGAUGAUACCAGAGGUUGUUGAGCGGAGUUCCCCACCUGUUCCAGUGGAGAUCUUCCCUUCGAAUGCAGGCCAGGACAUCUCUCCAACCCAGUCUGCCGCAGAGGUGGAUGAAUGCCAGGUCAACCCGUAUAUUUGUGGCCAGGGGGUUUGUUACGACGAAGCUGAAGGCUACACCUGCCACUGCGAUGAGGGGUACCGCCUGAAUGAUGCACUUACUUCCUGUGUCGAUGUAGACGACUGUUUGGAGAGUCCAUGGUUGUGCUCUGGUGGUCUGUGCCAAAACACGGAGGGUAGUUUCCUCUGUGUGUGUCCUCAAGGAUUCCUGGCUGAUGAAGAGGGAACCAGCUGUGUGGAUGUUGAUGAAUGCGCAAACAGGACCGUGUGUCCGUCGGGCAUCUGCAUGAACACACCAGGGGGGUACAACUGUGGCUCCUGCUAUCCUGGGUUCUUGGCCCAGGGAGGCCGGUGUGUAGAUGAAGACGAGUGCCAGGACCAGCGUGUCUGCACGAGGGGACACUGUGUCAACACUGAAGGCUCCUUUGUCUGUCAGUGUGGUCCAGGCUUCACAGUGUCUCCGGCUGGAGACCAGUGUGAUGAUGUGGAUGAGUGUUUAGAGGAAGCCGAGCCCUGCCAUUCAGUUGGGGAGUGUCGGAACAACGUGGGCUCCUACAUUUGCAUCUGCCCGCACGGCUACAGACGCAUCAACGGCCCCGGCUGCAGAGAUGUUGAUGAGUGUGUGGAUGAGCCUGACCUCUGCUCCCCUCAUGGUGAAUGUCUGAACACGGAGGGAUCCUAUCUGUGUGUGUGUGGGCGUGGAUUCACUGCCAAUCUGGACACACCCUCCUGUGAAGACAUCGAUGAAUGUGGACUCAACGAGACGUUAUGCAGUCCUCACGGUUUCUGCGAGAACAGACUGGGUUCGUUUCGGUGCCUCUGUGACCAGGGCUACCAGGAGACCCAAGAUGAGCAAAGCUGUACGGACAUCAAUGAGUGUGAGCUGCUCAGUAGCGUCUGUGGAGAAGCUCAGUGCGUGAACGUUGACGGUUCCUUCCUCUGCGUGUGCCCCAGUGGUCAAGAGUACAAUGUCAUGGUUGCCAGGUGUGAGCCCAUUUCAACAGCUUCGCCGGUAGAGCGCAAGGAGUGCUACUUUCGUCUGAACGAUGAGAACUUGUGCGAGAGUGUGCUCACCAGCCAUGUCACCCUGCAAGAGUGCUGCUGCACACUGGGAGCUGGCUGGGGUGACAACUGUGAGGUUCAUCCUUGUCCUGUCAAUGGCACGGACCAGUUCCAGCAGAUGUGUCCAUCAGGAAAAGGAUUUAUCCCAAGUGGAGAUUUGCUUUAUGAAGUCGCGACAGCUGAAAGCUUCAAAAAUGCCGAUGAGUGCACGCUGUUUGGCCAGGAGGUUUGCAAAGGGGGGUUUUGUCAGGAUACUGUGGGCAGCUAUGAGUGUUACUGCAAGACGGGACAGGACUACGACCCCACCAAACUGGAGUGCAGAGACAUAAAUGAGUGUCUUGAUGAGUCGGUGUGUCUUGGAGGACAGUGUUUGAACACGGAAGGUUCAUACAUUUGUUUCUGUACACAUCCCAUGGUGCUGGACCCCAACAGUAACCGCUGCAUCUUCGUUCCUGAGGCGGCUGAGCAACAUGAAGGAGGGCAGAUUGACUUCCACGGUAUCUGCUGGCAGAAGGUGACAGAAUCCAUGACGUGCACCCAGCCGCUGGGUCCCAACAGGAAGACGACAUUCACCGAGUGCUGCUGUCUCUUUGGGGAGGCGUGGGGCAUGGACUGUGCCUUAUGCCCAACCAAAAGCACCGGUGAUUAUGCGACCAUGUGUAACCUUCCCAUGGGUGGUGGACACCAUCCUUACGGCCGUGAUGCUCUUGUUGCUGGUCCAGUUCAUGAAUAUGAAGUGAGCCCAGACUACUCGCCAUCACCUGAUCAGCAGCCAUUUUAUGAUCAUGAGGAGUAUCCAUACCAGCCGUUUGAGGGUUUGCGAGCAGAAGAGUGCGGGAUACUGAACGGCUGUGAGAAUGGCCGCUGUGUUCGAGUCCAGGAGGGUUACACCUGCGAGUGCUUUGACGGGUACACGCUGGACCUGUCCCGCAUGGCCUGCAUCGACGUCAAUGAGUGUUCCGAACUCAACAAGCGCAUGUCGCUGUGUAAAAAUGCAAAGUGCGUCAACACGGCGGGUUCCUACCGGUGCGAGUGCCUUCCGGGCUUCACUGCCUUGGAAAAACCCAACUACUGCGUGGAGACGGCGGCACGCCAAAGAGCAACGCACACACAGUGAGUGUGGACGGACCUGAGCGGGCAACAAGAGACUCUGAAAGCACACGGCCAAGCUCCUAAAACGAGCCUCCUGACUUCUUAUUUAAUAUUUUCAAAUGAUAUACGGUCUUGUGGGUAUUUUUGACUAAGCUCAAAUGUAUUAUAUUUAGUGGUGGGCAAUUAUUACAAACGUUAGUUGUCAUUUUACGCGUGUUUUUGUGCGGUCAGUCGCGAUUUAUCGCAUUGUUAUGUAAUUAUUCAUUCCACGGGGGCGAUUUUCUCACUCGUGUUUGGAACAAAAACCUGCCAUGUGAACAAAAGUGCAAUAACAUUUGCUUUGCAGCUGCUUCAAACAAAUAAGGUGCUUUUUCACCGCGGCAUUUUCUUUAGUAGGGGUGUCACAAGAUCCCGCGAGAUUAAAACGUCAAAAAAUACUGUCUCUUGGGCACGAGGCCUGGGACAAUAAGAAGUCAAUGAAUCACACCGUCAAUGAAAAGCAACUGGCUAAUUUUGCUGGCCUCCGUGUGUCGCCACGUGCAUGUGUGUUUGUUUUCCUCGUCUCCUACCUCCAAACAGGCGGGUUCACUCUGUGCACCAUUUGUUCCAUAGAACAACAGCAUGAACAGAGUGAGCCAUUUUGUCCCUAAUACGGUCUGAGUGGGUGGAGGCGGGGCAGCUAGCAUACACACUGAGCACAGAAGAGUGUAACAAAGUAGAAAUGAUAUUUGUAGUUUGCAAAAUAUGAUCAUAAUUCUUUUUUCAUUGUACUUUUCUUAGAGGUGACGUUCAAAUCUCACCUCGUUCUCGUGGACCCAAUCUCGUCUCGUGAACUCGAGUGUCUCAUGACACCUUUACUCUUCAGAGUUUCCAAUACGGCCUCAACUUAAAAGCGAAGCUAGCUGACAGUGCCCGGUAGGGGCGGGUGAUGCUGCAACCGUACGGGGCCAGUACCAUCGUCCCUCGCCACGAAUUUCACGGCUUCACUCUUAUCACGUUUUUUCCAAAGUAUAUGAAUGAAUGAUUGAAUGAUGCUGUUUCGUGGUUGACUGUCACCUGUUAUUAGUCCAAAAAUAUGCACGUUACCUUUUUUUGCUGAAAUUAAUCAUUUUCAAGCACAAAAAUGGCUAAAUGACAGAGGCCGGAGACAGUCAGUGUUUUGUCUUGAGUCCUGAGUCGAGCCUCAAGUCAGGACAAGACAGGUCGAGUCGAUGCCGAAGUCAUAGGCUUGAAAUUUUUGAGUCCUCAGGAGUCGAAAGCACCGUUAGGUAGGGUUGUCACAAGAUCCCGUGCCGCAAGAUCUCAUGAGAUUGAAACGUGACAAGAUUUCUCGCUCAGAAAAAAAAUGUCUGGUAGGCACUUGGCCUGGGGCAGAAAUAAAUAAAUCAAUUCAUCACACAAUAAAUGAUGAUGAACUUGAUCAUUUUGCCCGCCUCCAUAUAUCGCCAUGGGCAUGCGUGUCUGUUGAAAUCUUGGUAGAACAAAUGCACGUACUUUGUUUAAAUAAGCGUAUUUAUUGGCGAAUGGUGGGCCGUAUUCAACCACGAAACAGCGUUAUUUAUUCAUGAAUAUAUUUUUGAAAAGCCGUGAUGGAGUGACGUGAAAGCACACGGUGGCGAGGGAUUCCUGCGUAUCUGAAUUACAGCGAAAUGAUUUUCAAGGAUAAUUAAGAACAAAAGCAUUGAGUUUUUAGAUUGAAGCCAAGUUCUUCCCGUGGCUUGCCCGUAAGGAAUUUCCCUAAAUUGCAAUGAAUUUUAUUCCACUUCCUGUCAGCGGGUCACGGGAAAAAAAUAAAGAAAUAAUGUGGUGACCAAAUGUCUGUGAAUGCACCUCACGUUCUUGUCCGCCUGCUGCACGCCACGCGUCUGGGAGACUGUCAAGCUGGUGAAGUGGGAGAGGAAGGACGUCGAGUGGAGACUUAAGGUGCCGUCCGGCCGACACACAGCUGCAGAUAUCUGCUGGAGAAGAGUGCGCCACAAAGAGAAGGCGUCUCAGCGCUGCAGCUCACGCUGUGUUGAAAAUGGCCCCUUGAAAUCUGAGAUAAAUGAGAAGUCUGAGUUGAAAAAUUCCUGCAAUUUGGGUCACCGUUUGUCAUUGAGGGGUGAUGGUUGGUGCCGCCGCAAAACCGGUAGAGAACCGCUGCUCUACCUGACACGUGUGGACUUUUGCAGACACUGACCCAGAAGUACAGUAGAGUUUUAGAGCCCCCUUCCUGAUUGCUUGUCGCACUUAAAUGUUUCAGAUCAUCAAACAAACUGUAAAUAUUAGUCAGUGACAACACAACUCAACACAAAAUGCAGUUUGUUAUUAUCAAAGGAGAAAAAGUGUGAAAAAGUGAUGCCCCCUAAAGCUAAUAAGUGGUUGGGCCCCCCUUAGCAGCAACAACUGCAAUCAAGCGUUUGUGAUAACUUGCAAUGAGUCUCUUCCAGCGCUGGGGAGGAAUUUUACACAAUUGUUGUCAUUCAGCCACAUUGAAGGCUUUUCCUUUUGAAGGUCAUGCCACAGCAUCUCAAUAGGAUUCAGGUCAGGACUUGGACUAGACCACUCCAAAGUCUUCAUCCAUUCAGAGGUGGACUUGCUGGUGUGUUUUGGAUCAUUGUCCUGCUGCAGAACCCAAGUUGCUUUCAGCUUGAGGUCACCAACAUUCUCCUUCAGCACAAUUCAUGCUUCCAUUGAUCACAGCAGGUCUUCCAGGUCCUGAAGACCAUCACACUACCACCACCGUGUUUUACUCUUGCUAUCAUGUUCUUUUUCUGCAAUGCGGCAGUAGUGUCUUAGGGUGUACACACACCAGGCCAGUCGUAUCAUGCCUGAGCCCACCCCCACCUAAAGAUAGCAUGAGCUCGCUGAACCCCGUGCAGGGGCAGCACACUUCCCGUCUUUUGGCACAUUUUAGAAAAAAACCAUCAGAAAGAUGUUGUAUGUUUUCCAUCGGGUGUGUGGUGUAUCCUCCGUCAUUCUACUUUAAAUGGCUUCUUAUGGGUUAGGAUUAGCAAAUUGGUCCAGCAUAGAAAGUGCUUGGUAAGAAAAAUAAGCACUUUCCGCUUUCAUGUCAGACAAAUCUUGUUUAGAUUUCCACUUUUUGUGCUGAGCUCCUGAAAAUGGAGGCACUGUCUGUGAUUCCCAAACGGUAAAUGACAUACUUUCGUGAAACCUCUUCAAUUAAAUUCAA
This is a messenger RNA of Dunckerocampus dactyliophorus (ringed pipefish), 7736 nucleotides long. RefSeq names its product latent transforming growth factor beta binding protein 1 (gene ltbp1). Gene Ontology annotation, molecular function: calcium ion binding. The record is from RefSeq and is a predicted model, not a curated record. Bases 147 to 4589 code for a protein of 1480 amino acids. The transcript has 29 exons. NCBI's taxonomy places the organism in Eukaryota, Metazoa, Chordata, Actinopteri, Syngnathiformes, Syngnathidae.